CUUGUGUGCCAUACAAGCAACAACUCUAGCCGGAUUUCUCAGCAGAAGGUUUGGUUUGUCAUCAUGGCAUCCUCGGAUACUCUUAUCUGGGUACAUAGACAACCAUGACAGUGGGGAUGUUGUAAUUUCUCUGGGGUGAUUCGGUCCUCUGGCUCUGGCUCUCAGAGAGAGAGGGGGGGCGGAUACUCAGCAUCCCGCAGCCUCCGCCCGCCUCUUUCUGUCCGGGACGCUGGAGAGGCAGAGGCGGACUGAGGCGGACAGCACAUCCAUAGGGGGGUGGGGGGGCUCGCAGAGACGCCUGCGGAAGAAGGGGCGAUGGCCGCCGACGGAGGAUGCGCGGAGUCGGUGGACCAGUACCGGGCCGAGGUGGACAGGCUCACGCAGGAGCUGGCCGAGGCCAACCGGGAGAAGAUCCGCGCUGCAGAGUGCGGGCUGGCCGUCCUGGAGGAGAACCAGGCGCUCAAGCACAAGUAUGCGGAGCUGGAGGGCGAGCAGGAGGCUCUCCGGAAGGAGUUGGAACAGCUGCAGGAGGCAUUCAGCCAAGCCUACACCAACCAGCGUAAAGUGGCAGAGGAUGGGGAGACGAACGAGGAGACGUUGCUGCAGGAGUCAGCCUCAAAGGAGGCCUACUACACGGCCCGUCAGCUGGAGCUGCAGACGGAAGUAACCCUCAGCCGAUCUGUCGCAUCCAACGCCCAGUCGGAGAACGAGAGGCUCAACGCACUUGUGCAACAUCUACGAGAGUGUAACGAGAUGCUGGAGCUGCAGCGGAGCAGGAUGAGGGAGGAGAUCAAGGAGUACAAGUUCAGAGAGACCAGGUUGCUUCAAGACUACACGGAGCUGGAGGAGGAGAACAUCACACUGCAGAAACUGGUGUCUACGCUCAAGCAAAACCAGGUGGAGUAUGAGGGUCUGAAGCAUGAAAUCAAGGUUCUGGAGGAGGAGACCGUCCUUCUCAACAGCCAGCUAGAAGAUGCAUUACGCUUGAAGGACAUUUCCGAGGGCCAGUUAGAAGAAGCUCUAGAUGCCCUCAAGAGUGAGCGGGAGCAAAAGAACAACCUAAGGAAAGAACUAGCCCACCACAUCUGCCUGAGUGACAGUGUCUAUGGAGCGGGGGCUCAUCUGGCGCUCACCGUCACCGGCGUUGAGGGUCUCAAGUUCCCGGAGGAAACCAACGGAGCGAUCGGCACUAACUGUGGCCCCCUCCCUGCUAAUGGAAACAUUGAGGACAGCAACCGUUGCAAUGGUCACCUCCAUGGCAGCACAGGGUUGGCCAAGAUGAACGGUGACUACAGAGCGGGCCGGAAAGGAGAGGGGCUUGUGCCGGACCUGUUCAGCGAGCUGAACCUGUCAGAGAUGCAGAAGCUUAAGCAGCAACUGAUGCAGGUGGAACGUGAGAAAGCAGCUCUGCUCAUGAAUCUGCAGGAGUCACAGACCCAGUUACAGCACACACAGGGUGCCCUGACUGAGCAGAGUGAGCGUAUCCAUCGCCUCACUGAGCGCGUUAACGCCAUGAGCCAUCUUAAUGGAGUCAAAGAACUCGCCGACCCGCAGGAGAGCGAGAAGCCCGAUGGCGGCUCCUUAUCACCGUCGGCCAACAGCUGCCACGAUCCCGAUAGCCAUGGCUUUGAGAGUCUGGUGUGUCAGUACAAGGUGGCGGUGACAGAGGUCAUCGACCUGAAAGCAGAGCUCAAAGCGUUGAAGGAAAAGUACAACCAGGCCGUGGAGGGGCAGGGAGACAGCCACAACGAUGAAGGGAUCCAGGCACUGAACGAACAGAUAUCACAUUUGGACCGGAGCUGCCGCGAGGGCCGGGAAAGGGUGGCGAGCCUCGAGGCAGAACUCCGAGCUGCCAAGAGCACUGCGACAGAGAGUCAGGGUAUGCUGAACGCAGCGCAGGAUGAGCUGGUAACCUUCAGCGAGGAACUGGCACAGCUGUACCACCACGUCUGUCUCUGCAACAACGAGACGCCAAACCGCGUCAUGCUGGACUACUACCGCCAGAGCCGCAUCACACGCAGCGGCAGCCUCAAAGGUUCAGAAGAUCCUCGGGCUUUGCUCACUCCUCGCCUGGCCCGACGCCUCGCUGCCGCAUCUGCGGCCUGCUCCUCGGACUCCCCGCGCAGUCCCAUGGACUCCCCUUCCAAAGACAGCCACCACAGUGAGACAGCGAGCAACUCAACGGACCCUCCGUCCUGCAACAGCAGCCCCAACCGCAGCGCCACCGGCUCCCCGGUCAUCAGCAUCUCCCCUUGCCCGGCUCAGACGCCCUCAGAUGCAGGUGGGGACCUGCGGAAAGAACCCAUGAAUAUUUAUAACCUGAAUGCCAUCAUCAGAGACCAGGUGAAACACCUCCAGAAGGCAGUUGACCGGUCGCUGCAGCUAUCCAGGCAAAGAGCUGCAGCCAGGGAGCUGGCCCCCAUGCUGGACAAGGACAAGGAGUCGUGUUUGGAGGAGAUACUGAAGCUCAAGUCCCUGCUCAGUACGAAGAGGGAGCAGAUAGCCACCCUCAGGCUGGUGCUCAAGGCCAAUAAGCAGACAGCAGAGAACGCCUUGGCUAACCUGAAGAGCAAAUACGAGAAUGAAAAAGCGAUGGUGACAGAGACCAUGAUGAAGCUAAGGAAUGAGCUGAAGGCUCUGAAAGAAGACGCCGCUACCUUCUCUUCUCUCAGGGCCAUGUUUGCCACAAGAUGUGACGAGUAUGUCACGCAGCUGGAUGAGAUGCAGAGGCAGCUUGCGGCAGCGGAGGAUGAGAAGAAGACUCUGAACUCCCUCCUCCGUAUGGCAAUACAGCAGAAGCUGGCCCUGACCCAACGCCUGGAGGAUCUGGAGUUUGACCACGAGCAGACUUAUCGUGGCCGUGGCGCCAAAGUGCCCAGGAUUAAAAGCAGCCCUCCUAAAUUUCUUGUAGAUUGUCAGCAGCCUGCUGCCUCAGUACCGCCACUCUCCCCACAACUAAGGCGAGGGAGAGCCUCCUUAGCGCGCAGUCAUAAAUAUGCGGCAGAACUUAAGGAGCGUCAACCGAUCCUGUACAGGAGCUCCGGCCUUCUCUCUCCCUUCGACCCACGUAAUUGCCUGGUCCACCAACCCCAACCUCCUGGCACCUGACUUGGUGUCGCUCCCCUCCUCCUCCCCCAGCACACACCCUGGCCUCGGUCCGGCAGGAGUCCUGCAGAGACACUCUGGAAUGAGGGUCCCCCCCCCCCCAGUCCCCACAGCGAUCCAACCUGGUGCUUACUGGACUCUGCCGCCAAACCCCCACCCCACCCCACCCCCCCGAGCGCUGCACGGUCCGGCUCUGGCCCGGUUACCUUGGCCGCAGAAGGUUGGAGCAGGAAGCACUCGCCUCCUCUACCCGUGACAUCCCGUCACAGAAACAAGGGAGGACUAAACCAUGGCAGAAAUGCUGCCGACAAUGCACUGGAAUCGUUCCCCCCCAUUCAAAGUGUUAUUUAUUGAUGGUUUAUUUACAUUGUUGGUUAUUUAUUUCUGGCAUUACUUUUUACCUGUGUGUUUUGUUGGGGGAGUUGUGUCAUUCUGCGAGACAGAACAGAAGACUUGUUUUCCUGCUGUGACAAAGAUGUAAGUGGUGACAGAUGUUUUAGCACAUACACUGCAUUGCCAGUUUUAUUCUAUUUUACAGAAACAAAGCGAACGUGAAAACUUUAUUGACAACCUUGUUUUUAAUACUUGCCUAACCAUAAUAUAUCGCAUUGAAAAUAAUAGAUUUUUUUUUAAAGUAUAACCAUCCAUAAAUUAACUAUACAACAUUUUUACGUAGGAAUGUUGGAGAACAAUGUGUUUGGCAUUUCCAACAGACUGAUGAAGGUAUUUGACAUUUGAUUACAAGACUUUUUUUUGUUAUUUUUGUGGUCGUGGGUGGAUUACAACAACCAUUCUUUCAUUAGUCUUUCUUGGGAGGCAUUCUUUUUGUUACCGUUUUUUUAUGAUUUAUUUGCAAUUCUUUGGCGUUAAGUAUGUUUUAUACUGCUUUUUGUUUACAUUAUUUAUGUUACUACUGACUCUGAGAUGUGUUUGCAUUUGUUAUAUAGCUCAGGUCUCUUCUGAGGCCGGGAUGAAUGAGAGACCAGAACUAGCUAAUGGUCUCUUUUUUUUAUUUUGCCUUUUGAAUUGCACAGGUUUAAGUGACCACGGAGUGAACUGACCUCUUUUUGUCUUACCCGUUAUUAAAGAAAAGGCGUGCCUCUUGUAAGGUAAAUGUGGCUGUUACGAUAACAUUGUAUUCAAUGCAUAAUGUAUAUUCAGUCUUUCUGUCUUCCUCUCUGCCACUAUACCAUGCAAGAUCCCAGAGCACGUUCAUCACCAUGAUUAGUUUCCAUGUCACGGGCAGAAAUAUCAUUCAAGCAGACAUUUUUAGUAUUCUGAGCUACACUUUUCUUUUGUCACAUCAUCUCUUCGUUUAGCUUCCUCCACACAGAAUGCGGUACUGUACAAGCACAAUUAUGCACUAUGCAUUCGAGCAAUACAGUCGCACUGGUCAUAGACUGUCUGUAUGAGAUUUAGACGGAUCUUUCACCGUAUCUGUCAUCACGAGCUAACCAGCAGACUAUCAAGACAGAUUAAAAAAAAAAAAAAAGCAGAAAUGACCCAAAGUUUUGAGAUACUGUCCAAUUCCUGUCACAAAAUUGGGAUAUUGUUUCUCCUUGAAACGCUCAUAUGAACUUAAUCUGUGACAUUUCCUACAUAAGCGGAGUCCCAUCUUUCAGUACCUUUCAUGUAAACUCCUUAUAUAUCUAAUGCUUAAAACUCCCGCCACUGCUCUCGUACUUUUUUGCCAGAUGGAUAUGCAACCUUACACUACAUAGCCACUAUUACUGUUGAAAUGACUUCCUACUACUGUCACUCCCUGCUUCAUAUGUGUCCGUACACGUGUUGCAUCUGCCUUUGUCAACAGUGUUCUUGGUUACUUUUGCAACUACAGAGUGAUGAAACAUUUGUGGUCCAAUAGAAGCCUCUGAAUCCAUGCUGGCUCAUCGGUGACCUAACACUCUUGGUUUGUUUGCACAACAUGCCUGUGGAUGGCGGGACUAACUCAAUGACUGAGAAGGUUUUUAAAGAAUGCUAUCUGUAUACUGUACUACAGUAGGUGUUUUUCAGCCAUUCGAAAUGGUGUUAAAUUACUUUCACAAGCAAAUAAAAGAC
Cololabis saira (Pacific saury) is the source of this 5163-nucleotide messenger RNA. RefSeq names its product bicaudal D homolog 1a (gene bicd1a). Gene Ontology annotation, biological process: regulation of microtubule cytoskeleton organization; protein localization to organelle; microtubule anchoring at microtubule organizing center. Gene Ontology annotation, cellular component: cytosol; Golgi apparatus. The transcript has 10 exons. The coding region runs from base 316 to 3108 and encodes 930 amino acids. Gene Ontology annotation, molecular function: cytoskeletal adaptor activity; dynein complex binding; dynein intermediate chain binding. The record is from RefSeq and is a predicted model, not a curated record. Lineage: Eukaryota; Metazoa; Chordata; Actinopteri; Beloniformes; Belonidae.